This is a messenger RNA of Penicillium malachiteum, 1209 nucleotides long. RefSeq lists its product as uncharacterized. The record is from RefSeq and is a predicted model, not a curated record. Gene Ontology annotation, biological process: protein phosphorylation. Bases 1 to 1209 code for a protein of 402 amino acids. The transcript is spliced from 2 exons. NCBI's taxonomy places the organism in Eukaryota, Fungi, Ascomycota, Eurotiomycetes, Eurotiales, Aspergillaceae. Gene Ontology annotation, molecular function: protein kinase activity; ATP binding.
AUGAUUGAUCCAGAAGAUCGGUUUGUCUCGCUGAUGGAGAGCUAUUUUGGCGAUCCGAAAAUCCCUACAACCCAAUGCUUUUGCAACGUCUGGGAUUGGGAUCAACUGCGCAUGAUCAAGAUUAAAGGAACUGCUAGGAUAUUCCCACCCGAAGAAGACAAACAGCUCGAUAUUGUUGCCCAAUUUGCAGACUACCUCUCACUCGAUGUCUGUGCUAUUUCAGUCGAUGAUAACGGACUUCUUACUGGACCCUCGACAGACCCAGAGGAAGACGAUACACGACAUGUUGGGCAUAUUCCAUUUUCACUUUGUGACUCGAUCGCCAAUUGUCCUAAGAUGAAAUUGUCGGAAAUUCAAUCACUUGACCGACUAGGGGCUGGUGUUGAUUUGGUACUUAUACCGUCUGAAGGCAAGAAGGUUGCGUUCAAGUUCAACCCUCUUAAAUUGCCUCCAAGACUGGAGAUGGCAUGGAAGGAGGUGAAUAUCCUUAGCAAGCUACCUCAACACCCAAAUAUCGUACCGUUUGAUCGAAUUGUCCUUGAAGAUGUUGAGUCUAGAGUGAUUGGAUUCACAACAAAAUACAUACCCUGUCAACCAUUAUCCACUACUUCUGGCAGACCAUUCCGACUUGAAUGGCUGCAACAGCUCACCCAGCUUGUGGAUUUUCUCAACCUAGACCUGGGCAUUAUGCAUCAAGAUAUCGCGCCCCGAAACCUGCUUAUUGACCCCGAAACUGACAAGAUCCUCCUAUUUGAUUUUGACUGGGCUGUCAACGGAAAGAAUGGCCUAGAGGAGGGACGAGACGACAUAAUAACCAAAGAUACCCACUUCACCAAAAUUCCCCACUGGGCUAGAUCUAUCGAUAUAGUUCAGAACAUUGAAUGGGAAUGUCACUGUGAACUAGAUCAUGACGUAUCUAUAUUUCGGGAAUUUUUGAACGAAUGGAUUGCUACGAGAUCUGACAAGGAAACAAAUAUGGAGCGCUUUCUCAAUGCACCCAAUCGUCUCACAUGGCCAAGCUAUCCAACUCCGCCGGAAUACGGUGUUCCUGAUGAACUUGGGACAAAGUCAGAUGGGACGCCUUCCUGGAUCACGGGUACUCGUUCUAGGCGCGCUGCAUUGAAAUUGGGACAAUACAGCUUUCGAUGGGAGAGACCACCACAGAGCAGAUUGUUGAAGAUGGCAUCUAAUAUUAAGAGUGACAGCUAG